CAUUCACAUCAUUCACCUCCCCUGCUCCCGAUCCUAGGGAUGACAUCAUAUCCCAACUCGACCCCUGGUCCUUCUUCCCCCAUCGAAUUAACCGCAUUCCCGUUUAUUCGAUGAUGGCAUUCGACACGUAUGUGUGUAGGUAUGUAUAUGCCCGUGGAGUCUCGCUUCGGUUACUGCCGUGCGACUGUAUCACGACCCCCUCGUCGAUUGGUGUGUACAUAUUUGGUAUAUAUAUAUGACCUAUAUAUUCGGUAUGGGCAACCCAUAUAAACAUUUUCCCCCUACAUUAUAGUUGAAUACCUACUCAAUACCCAGUAAAACAUAUCAUCCUCUUAAAACACAUAAGACGAAGUGCUUAACCUAGUCCCUUUCUCUCUACCUAAGUUAAGAACAAACAAUCCUCCUAUUUAAUACCACACACAACAUGGUAAAUCUCGCCCCAGUCAACCCGCGCAACUACAUGCCCUCGCGGGCCCACCCAGAACACCGCUCACGGCGCAAGGAGCUCGAAAAAGAGCACCCAUUUACGUGGAAAGAGCCGUUAGUACUAGGCAUGAUCGGCAUCGGACUAGCCUGGAACAUCGAGAAGCAAGUCCAGAAGCACGAAGAGCGGAAGGGGCGCGAGGAGCAGCAGGGCCGAGAGAACAGCGAUCGUCGUCGUCGAAGAAGAGACCAAGAAAGCCGUGACGGCUCAUACGAUCCUUCGAGCCAGGGCGGCGAGAGCAGGAGGAGCGAGAGCACUAGAGACGGCGAGGACAGGCGGAGGAGCCAACAUAGGAGCGGCGGCAGCGAUCACAGCGUAGGGAAGGACACGGCGGACCUCGAGCGCAGCAGAAGAAGCACUCGUGACCGCGUGCAGUCGGUUGAUAUGAGACGGCACGAGGACCCGAGGUAUAUCACGAACGACCGGUAUUACGAGCAAUCUCGGUACGACAGGGGAUACAACGACGACAACCGGAAAGAAUGGGAUCGGGAGUAUCGCGGUAGAAGAAGCCGUCGCGACUCCUGGUGAUAAUCCCAACAAUAUCGCGCAUCACUCUCCAUCAAGGCCCAGCCCC
Molecule: messenger RNA, 1058 nt
Organism: Daldinia decipiens
Lineage: Eukaryota; Fungi; Ascomycota; Sordariomycetes; Xylariales; Hypoxylaceae
Exons: 1
Coding region: 425-1012 (195 amino acids)
Source: RefSeq, a predicted model, not a curated record